CAAAAAUGGAAAAAAGUUUUGGAGCAGCUUUCCUUGAGUAAAGCGUCAACUGAUGCCAAUGAGAAAUGGGCUUCUAAAGAGUGAAUACAGAACAUGUCUGGUUCAGCCUGCUCCCAACAAGGCCGCAUAAAGGAGCACACAAGAACAGCCACUACUUCUACUGGGUCUAUGGCCAGAAAGAAACCAUGGACAUGUAAUGUCUGUGAUAUAGGUUUUCGUCAAAAAACUCAGAUAAAGGUUCACAUGAAAAGUCACACAGGAGAGAAGCCAUAUACAUGUAAACCGUGUGAAAAAACGUUUUAUUCAUCUGGCCAUUUGGAAAAACACAUGGAAACGCACACAGGGGAGAAACCAUAUAAAUGUGAUAUUUGUGAUGCUGCCUUUUCUUCCCAGGAUAAAUUAAAGCAUCACAUCAAGAUUCACACAGGGGAAAAGCCAUAUAAAUGUGAACUAUGUGAAGCUGCUUUCCGAGAUAGUGGUGAUAUGAAGAAACACAUGAGAAUUCACACAGGAGAAAAACCAUUCAAAUGUAAUAUGUGCGAAAAAGCCUUUACUGUAUCUGGCGCUUUGAGAGGACACAAAAGAACUCACACGGGAGAAAAACCAUAUGAAUGUUACAUAUGUGGAGUAUAUUUCACACAGCAGUCUGCUGUUAUAAUACAUAUGAAAACUCACACAGGUAAGAAACCAUAUAAGUGUAGUAUGUGUGAUGCUACCUUCGCUGUUAAAAAGUGUGCAAUUAUACAUGAGCGGACUCAUACAGGGGAGAGACCGCAUAAAUGUGACAUGUGUGGAGCAAGCUUCUCUCAGAAAUGUGGUUUGAGAAUGCACUUGCGAACUCAUACUGGUGAUAAACCUUUUAAGUGUGAUGUGUGUAUGAAAGCUUUCUCUUCAAAGCAAUAUUUGGUGUUCCACAUGAGAAUACACACGGGCGAGAAACCAUAUGAAUGUGAUUUUUGCGACGCGGCUUUCACUACGGCAGGAGCAACCAAGAUCCAUCGCAGACAACAUACAGGAGAAAAGCCAUAUAAAUGUGAACUGUGCGAUUGUACAUUCUCAGCAGUGGGUAACUGGACGACACACAUGAGAACUCAUACAAAAGAGAAGCCAUAUGCGUGUACGAUGUGUAAGAAGGCUUUUAGCUCAUCGACUCACUUGAUAGUACACUUGCGAACUCACACUGGAGAAAAACCGUACAAAUGUGAUGUGUGUGAAUCUGCUUUUUCUCAGGUAUGCAGCCUGAAGAGACACAAGACAACUCACACAGGAGAGAAACUAUUUAAAUGCAACGUAUGUAAUGUAACUGUUGCUGAGAAAGGAACUUUGACAAAACACAUGCGAAUUCACACUGGAGAGAAACCGUACAAAUGUGAUUUGUGUGAUGCAGCUUUUAUUACUUCAGGUAACCGGAAAAUACACAUGAAAACCCAUACAGGAGAGAAACCGUUUAAAUGCGAUCUAUGUAAUGACACUUUUGCCAGCCGAAGUUCCUUAAAGUCUCAUAUGCGAACCCACACAGGCGAGAAACCGUAUAAAUGUGAUCAUUGUGAAGCUGCCUAUUCGAUGCCACAUAGUUUAAGGCUUCACCUCACAACUCACACAGGAGAGAAACCAAUUAAAUGUGAUUUGUGCCAAAGACGUUUUGCUGUUCAAGCCUAUUUGACAAAACACAUGAGAACUCACACCGGCGAAAAACCUUAUAAAUGUAAGCUCUGUGAAGCUGCUUUCCCCAGAAGUGACCGUUUGAAAAGUCACUUGAAAACUCACGUAGGACAGAAACCAUAAAAAUCUAAUCGUGGUAUAAGAGCUUUUCGAGAGCAGUGUCAUUCAAAGUCACAUCAAAACGCAGUAGAGGAAGAAGAUGUGUAAAAAAUUAUUGUAAUUGCUGGUCAACGUAUCUGCCCUUUCUAUCACCAAUGAAGUAUGGAAAUUUGUCAACCAUAAAUAACUACUUUCAGAAAUCUUCCACACAUUCAUCAGGUAAACAAGUAGUCGGAUGUACCUUGUGAGUUAAAGACCAUAGCAGUCUUGAUUGUCAUUUCAUGGAAUUACGACAUUACAAUUGUGUGACAGUUUGAAAAGAAAAACCAUGUAUGUGUUUAUCUAUAUUAUAAUUAUAAUAAUAUAAGGACAGUAUUCUCCAGUAACGAAGUGAAAACAUGGACAUGGAGGAAAGCGUGGUUGACAAAUUUACUCAAAUUUAUUUUUACAUACGUACUUUCAUUUCAUUUUUUCUGCAAGUCAGUUGAGAAAAUAAGUGCAAGUGCGGUCACAUCGUUUGUGUUUUUUCAAUAGUAACUAAUUGCCAUAUUCCCUGUGGUAAGCGUUUUGGAAAUAUAUUUUGACGGAAUUUUCCCUCCAAUUUAAACCGGAACUUCGGCAUUUUCUAAUUGGAGUUUUAAUUCGAAUUUCGAUGCAACAUUGCAGCAAUCUUUGCUUGUUAUUUGAGAAUCGUUUUACAUGUUUGUGCAAAAAAUAUUGUCAUAAUUGUUGUCAUUGAUAUAGUCACUAAUUGUGUAGUUAUUAUUAGUUUCACUGUUAUUGUUGUCACAGCAACCAAGUUCCUACUACGCUUGGGAGCAAGCACAGCCGUAGCUAGCGGGAAUGGGUAGGGGGAGGGGCAAAGCAGUUCCGUUCCCCUGGCCUUGACAGUACGUGCCACUGGUAUACUGCGCACUGUUAAUUGCCAGAACACAAACUGCAUAUUGCCUUGCACCCCCUGCCCAAGUGCAGAAUGAAUUAGCCACGGCCCUGACACGUUUAUAAUCGCGAGUUGUUUAAAAAAAUAGAUGGUAUACAAAGCCCUGCAACGGUGUCAGGGAUUCUACUAGUAUCCUUAAUAUUUAGUUGUUUUAUAAAUGGCCAAAUAGUAGCCAUUUUUAGUUGUGCAUCACCAAUGAAAAAACGAAUAAAAACGAAUAAAAUCACGUAAAAGUGCAAUU
Molecule: messenger RNA, 2942 nt
Organism: Priapulus caudatus
Lineage: Eukaryota; Metazoa; Priapulida; Priapulimorpha; Priapulimorphida; Priapulidae
Product: zinc finger protein 845-like
Exons: 2
Coding region: 94-1785 (563 amino acids)
Biological process (GO): regulation of transcription by RNA polymerase II
Molecular function (GO): DNA-binding transcription factor activity, RNA polymerase II-specific; RNA polymerase II cis-regulatory region sequence-specific DNA binding
Source: RefSeq, a predicted model, not a curated record